AUGUCCACCACCUCCUCCACGUCCAUCACCGAGCGCUUUGAGCGCAGCCUGGCGCUGGGCAAGACGCUGCCGCCGCUGAGCGACAACGCGGCCAAGCUGCAGCUCUACGCGCUGUUCAAGCAGGCGCAGGUCGACCCCAACACCACGUCCCGCCCGGGGAUGCUGGACUUCGUGGGGCGCGCCAAGUGGGACGCCUGGAGCAAGCUCGGAGACAUGACGCUGGACGAAGCCAAGCUCAAGUACAUCGCCAUCAUCGACGAGCUCGCGGCCGAGAACGGUGCAGCCACGCAAGACCAGGAUGCGGCGGCAGAUGCAACUGCUGCGGCCAGCUCUGGCGACCUGCUUGUCGAGAUUUCGUAG
This is a messenger RNA of Phytophthora sojae, 360 nucleotides long. RefSeq names its product putative acyl-CoA binding-like protein. The coding region runs from base 1 to 360 and encodes 119 amino acids. Lineage: Eukaryota; Oomycota; Peronosporomycetes; Peronosporales; Peronosporaceae. The transcript has a single exon. Gene Ontology annotation, molecular function: fatty-acyl-CoA binding. Gene Ontology annotation, biological process: fatty acid metabolic process. The record is from RefSeq and is a predicted model, not a curated record.